AUGGAAAAUCAAUAAAUUAAUUUAUAAUCUUUAUUAAGGAGAUUAAAAACAUUCAAUAUAUUACCAUAUUCUUAAUUGAAUGAAAUUAAAUCAUAUACAAUAGAUAGAAAAUUAAGAAAAUAUAAAGUUGAUACAGUCAAAAUUUAUUCAAUACUUUUCUAAUAUACAUGUUCAAUUUGUAAAGGGAGUGUGAAAUGGCAAUAAAAUAAAAUAUAUUAAUGUGAAAGUUGUUUAUCUUUUGUUGAUUUAAAAGAUUGUGUUUGGGAAAUUUUAGCAUUGGUUUAAGUAAGAGUGGGUACACAGAUGGCAUUAUUAAAAUUAAGAGAUCGUCUUGUUCUUGAAUUUUUUGAAAUAUCUCCAUUUUAUGAAUAAUUUUUAUAGAAUUACAGUCUCACUACAGGUAUUUCUAUAUAGAUAAUUAGAAAAUAAUUCUUUAAGAUAGGAAUUAAUAGAGGAUGAUGAGAAAUUAAAAUAUCUUAAUAGUGCUUUCUAUAAGACAUUUAUUUGUAAAGAGAUUUUGGGAUAGGCAUAUUGUGAUUUUAUUAAGACAGCAAAAACUAAGUAUAAUAUUUAAUUUAUAUAUUCUUAGAGAGAAGUGGAAAUAAAUUAAUAAAUUAAAAAAAUAACAAUUAUAAUAAAUGAAUUUUGAUUUUGAAUACAAAUUUAUUGAUUAUUAAGUUUGGAUUGAAAAAAAUGAAUAUGAAAAAUUAAUCAUAUUUCCUAAUGGUGCAUAUGAAUAAGUUGUGAAAAAUAACAAUUCAGAAAAAUGGUAUGAGAAUCGAGUAUUGGAACCUUUAAUUUGUUUAGAAUGUUUUGGAGUUUAAAAUGUUAGUAUCAAUUAUUAUAAAUACAUAGCAUCUGCUAUAUAAUGA
This is a messenger RNA of Paramecium primaurelia, 872 nucleotides long. Lineage: Eukaryota; Ciliophora; Oligohymenophorea; Peniculida; Parameciidae. The record is from the annotation of a GenBank genome assembly.